UUUGAUGAGAAUGAUUCAGACAUCGACUUCACGGGCUUUGAGGCCAGGCGGGAUGAAGAAAGCGACAGCGAAAGUGAGGAAACAAGCAGCGAAACAAGCGAGGAUUCCACCGAAACAGAAACUCCAUGGACGAUCGAACUUUCAAACUUUGAAGUGAGCGAGUUCUCUGGUGAACCUGGAUUACGUUUAAACCCUCCGGACGAUGCCAAGGCGGACCAUUAUUUCUUAAAAGUUUUUGGAGAGCAAACAGUUGAUCUGAUAGUCGAAGAAACUAAUCGAUAUGCACUGUACAGUGAAAAGAAAAAAGAAAGGAAAUUGAGAUCGUGAAGCCACGCGUUUCGGAUGUUUACACAGCGAACAUGGGCGGUGUUGACCGAGUAGAUCAACUUCGCUCGUAUUAUUAUGUUGGAAGGCAGUCGAGAAAGUGGUACAAAUAUCUGUUUUGGUUUUCUUUUAAUUUGGCUGCCUGUAACGCUUAUAUUUUAGAGUCCGAAAGCCGUGUGAAACGUGCACAAGAUCUUUUCCGUCUUGAGUUGGGAAAGCAACUCAUCCGCAAUUUCAACUCCAGAAAACGACCCGCAAGCGACGCUUUGCCGCUUGUCUCUCGGACCCCAUUGACCCAUAUUUCCACCAAGAUCGACGGCCGUAAGAGGCAGUGCGUCAACUGCAAGGCUAAAGGGAAGAAAACUCCCAAAAACUAUCCCAUUGAAACAAAAUUUAUGUGUCAACAGUGCGGAGUUGCACUCUGUCAAGACCAGUGUUUCUGCGACUACCACAAUGAAAUUUGA
Porites evermanni is the source of this 788-nucleotide messenger RNA. The record is from the annotation of a GenBank genome assembly. Lineage: Eukaryota; Metazoa; Cnidaria; Anthozoa; Scleractinia; Poritidae.